AUUAGCAUGAAUAGUCUUUCACCCCAAUUAGUCAUCUAAAGAAGAAGUGCUGGCUGUGUGAAUUAUCAUAUGCAUCCUCUAUGUUGGGUAUGCAUAAAUGGUAUAUAUGUGCCCUUCACCAUAGACAACUCUCUCUCCUCUCUCUAGUAUUCCUGCAAGGCAAGGCAGACAGGCCUUUUGUCACGAUGUUUGCUAGCGACCACCGAUAUUAAUAAUCUGUAGUAGCAUCACAACACAUAAUUGAAUGCUUUAGUGUUCAUAUCUGCUGGCUCUCACAUGGGGUUUCAGAUAGAUAGAUCAGAUAAACAGUGUUAUUUUCAGUUGCCAUAACUGGAGCAAUCUUGACAAAUAUUACUUGUAGUUCACUACAACACCACCACCAUAGCCUGAUUCGCUUCUCUUCCCUUCUGCUAGCUAUAUUUCAUAUCAUCAGGACUACUUCUGUUCCCAUUCAAAGCCUUUUCUUUUUUCUUUUUUCCUUUUUCAAGGAAAGGAAUUUCUGUUAAUGUUGUAUCAUCAUGCAUGUGUCUAAUUGGUCCAGGAUCGGCCAUGUUAGUUGUGGAUAAGCUUAAGUCUCAAAUACCAUGGCCAUAUUACCGGUAUUUUCUUUUAUCUGAAUCCUCAUUCCCCAAAAUUUAACUUUAUUUCCUUUUGUGCUUCUCCUCAAUUCAUUAGUGUUAAAAUAUAAUUCUACGCAUCAUUGUACAUUUUUCUUUUUGAGUAGGAAAUAAAUUAAAGAGUAACAGUAAGCAGAGAGCUUAGAUUGAAUCUUCUUGUAUUGUUUACUUCCCUAGCUGCCCUGUUUCAUUCAACAGACUAUUGUUGACUGUUUCUUGAGAUCAUUUUCUGUCCUUUUUUUCUUCAAUACAAAAUGGUAGCAUAUAGAAACUUUCAACAACUUGGCAUGCAAGAAAUUUCUCCUGCCUUUGCUAUAAUGCUAUUCAGUUCUUAAUUAUAGUUUUAGUUUCUUUAUAGGUUCAGCCAUUUCUAGAAAGUGAAGCAUUCAAUCUUUAUUAUUUCUGAAAGUCAAGGUUCUUGUUCAAACUAGACUAUUUCAACUGUUUAUAGACUAUAGUUCUCGUGUUCAGUUGCCGACUGUGAACUUAAAAUAAAGGGCUGGAGGUCAUGUAGAUGAAUGAAACAAAGAAACCAUAUAUGUGUUUUCCACAGACUAGUCUUGACAAGCAGAGAAGAUGGAUUCGGGAAAAUCUGUUAGAAAUCAUGCUGUAUCCCUUCAUUCUCUACUUGGGCUAAAGGCACAUCUGACUUCCAACUGGGUUAAAUCAGUUUUUGAAAUAAUAAAAACCCUUCAAUCUGAAAAAUCAGUUGACAUGCAGCCAACCAAGUCUGAUACCGAUGAUGAUGGUGAUUCAAUUUCAAAAAUACGAGAUGAACUGACUGUCUUGAAUAACCACAUAAACCAACUGAACAUAAAGAGGAGGCAGAUCCUAAAUGAGUUCUUGGACUUGAAAGGGAACAUCCGUGUAUUUUGUCGAAUAAGACCUAUCGCAUUUGGGGAGAAUUUAGGUCAUUUAAGACCUGUUGUAGCAUCGAAUUCAAAUGAAGUUGUUCUAAAGCUUAUGGAGAAUAAGAGCAAGAGUUACAAUUUCGACAAGGUUUUCCACCCAGGUUCAUCCCAAGAUGAAGUUUUUACAGAAGUUGAACCCAUCAUCAAAUCAGUCCUUGAUGGCUACAAUGCCUGCAUUUUUGCAUAUGGGCAAACCGGCACAGGAAAAACUUUCACAAUGGAAGGUAGUGCAGAUACUACAGGCAUAGUGCCACGGGCUAUUGAGGCUCUGUUUAAGCAAGCAGUGGAUUGUAACCAUGCAUUUCUCAUCAGUUUCAGUAUGCUUGAGAUUUACAUGGGGAAUCUAAAGGACUUGCUUGUCCCCAAACCAACAAAAGCUACAGACCCGAUGCCACCUAGCCUUUCAAUUCAAACAGAUCCAAAGGGAGGAAUUGAAAUUGACAACCUUGUGGCCAUUAAGGUGAACGACUUCAACCAAGCUCUGAGGCUGUACAGAUUGGGCUGCCGAUUCAGAACAACGGCCUCCACAAAUUCCAACCUGACAUCUAGCAGAUCUCACUGCAUGAUACGGGUAGCAAUAACUUGCUUCGAUGCUACUGAAAGGCGACGGGAAACAAAUAAAUUAUGGUUAGUUGACCUCGGGGGAAGCGAGCGUGUAUUGAAGACAAAGGCAUGGGGCAAAAGACUCGAUGAAGGGAAAGCCAUUAAUCUGUCACUCUCUGCUCUUGGGGAUGUGAUUAGUGCCCUCCAAAGGAAAAGGCACCAUAUACCUUACAGGAAUAGCAAGCUGACACAGGUUCUUAAAGAUUCUUUAGGUGAUGAUUCAAAAACAAUUAUGCUGGUCCAUGUCAGUCCCAAAGAAGAAGAUUUGUGUGAGACCAUAUGUUCUUUAAAUUUUGCAACAAGGGUGAAAAGCGUUCAUCUAGGAAAUGAGGAUACAAUUGAAGCGAAAGAGAAAAAGGGAGUUGCAAUGGCAGAUCUGCAGCAAGAGAUGAAACAUAUUGAAGAUGAACGGCUGCUUGUUAGAAGUGACAUUGAGAAAUUAAACAAGAAAUUAGAAAAUCUAACAGGGACAAAUCCAUCGUCUGAGGAGCAACUGGAGGCAUUCCAUUCUUUAAUCAAAGAACAGCUUACAAAGAGCAGGAUAGUAGAUAUUACAGUGACUCCCUUAUCAAAGGUACCAAGAUUUAUGAGGCCAACCAUUUGCAGCAAAAGAAAAUCUGGGACGGGGCAUCAAACUUCUGAAGGAAGAGAUGACACAGUCCUGACAAGAAGGAGAAGACCAACAUCUCAUCGCGCGGAGUCUGUGAGUUUCCCUGUAAAGUAUCAUUCAGAAUACAAUUCAGAGCGCAGCAUUUCCAGAUCUAGCCGUUUGGCGGAGUUGAACUUGAAAAUUAGUGCUGAUAGUGCAACAGAAUGCAGCCAAGUCGCAUCCGAAACUGAUUUUAAAUCUAACGGUCUCCAAGAACAAGAAAGAGCACUAGGAAGUUUGAUUAGUCAAAAGGUUGGCAUCAGUCACAUCCAGAAAAAUAGCAGUGGACAGGUGAAUAAAAUUAACCACAUCAAAUUUUCGAAGGUUGAUAAUUGGCUGCAUCUACAGAAGAGUGAAUCCACUCUAAGCAGUUGCAGUCGAAGGACAAAACGGGUUUUAGCUGUUCCAAUUCCUGAGAGGAAACAUAAGACUAAUGUACAGAGCAAAGCAGAAGAGAAAGUGCAAGACUAUGUGUAUACAAAGCAAGAAGUUGUCAACCAUGAUAAAUUAAAUAAUCUUGCAACUACAGUUGCAGUUGGGAAGCCCAUAUCAGAAGUGGUCAUUGAAAAACCACUGAAGAUGUUAAGAGAUUUAUUUAAUGAGGACUCAAGAUCCGAUGUUACUACUCCAUUACAGACAAGUGGAGGGGAAACAACGAUACAAAUACAGCAUUCUGUGGAUGGCUCAUUAACAAGGGAUAGUGAAAAUGACACCUCUUCUCCACCAGAUGAGUGUUCUCCUAGACUUGAAGAAUGUGAGGAUGGAAACGGGGUCAUGUCAACUACACAGGCACCGGAAGGAAAAAUACAAAGUUCAGAUUGUUUGAUGCUAAAGAACAGUGGGUGCAGUGAAUGCUAUCCAUCUGAGUUAUAUACUACUUCUGUUUGUUCAAAAAGAGAUUCCGGAGCCUCAUUUUCCAUGUUAGAACUGGAACCAUGCUGUCAGAAAGCACCCACUGAAUCAAAUAUGGAAGACAGUGAAACUCAAGGUUUUUACUCCUUUCGACCCUUGGAGAAAGAGACAAGACAUGGCCUUCUUCAGUUGAAAUCUCAAAGAGCUUUAUUUACGAACAGCGAAAAUCAUGAGGACUUUGCUGUGCCAUUUGGUAAACCAGAAGGAAAAGUACAGAACACAGGAAUAUGCCAUGUUGUUAAGCAGAAAAUCGAGAUUUUAUGCUCCAGUGCUCUUCUAGGAUUAGGACUUUAUAACCUGGGAUUUGACCAUGAUUUCUUCUAUGGUUUAAUGCUUUGAAGCAGCUCCAGUGGAAGACGACCUGUGGAAUGUAUAUAUUUAUUUUUCUGUCUGUAUACAAUAUGCUCAUUUCAACUUUACUAUCCCUGGCAAGGCUACAACAGUGGGAUAUCCUAGACGCUAUCUUGCAUAAAAAAUUCUUAUGCUGUGAGUCCAAUCUGUAAUUUUAUUUAUUUAUUUAUUUUUCUGAACGAGAACUCACAAAAUGUAGCAGCGGCAUUAUUUAAAUAGAACUACACAAGAUUUUGGA
Molecule: messenger RNA, 4281 nt
Organism: Populus euphratica (Euphrates poplar)
Lineage: Eukaryota; Viridiplantae; Streptophyta; Magnoliopsida; Malpighiales; Salicaceae
Product: kinesin KP1
Exons: 11
Coding region: 1194-4031 (945 amino acids)
Biological process (GO): microtubule-based movement
Cellular component (GO): microtubule cytoskeleton
Molecular function (GO): microtubule motor activity; ATP binding; microtubule binding
Source: RefSeq, a predicted model, not a curated record